Molecule: messenger RNA, 2312 nt
Organism: Hipposideros armiger (great roundleaf bat)
Lineage: Eukaryota; Metazoa; Chordata; Mammalia; Chiroptera; Hipposideridae
Gene: RFXAP
Product: regulatory factor X associated protein
Exons: 3
Coding region: 288-989 (233 amino acids)
Biological process (GO): regulation of transcription by RNA polymerase II
Cellular component (GO): nucleus
Source: RefSeq, a predicted model, not a curated record
CCGCGCAGGCGCGGUCGGGGAGCUUUCCGGGAGUCGGCACCUUUACCUCUCGCGUGUUUUGGGUCGUUGGUUUGCGAAGUUCCGUUGAGCCCGGCGAAUACUUGAAAAGCUGGGGUCGUGGACCCCCGUCAGGUCUCAGCAGCACGGAGGUGCAGGGUGUCGCCGAGGGGGCGGGGCCGGGCGCCGCCAGCGGCGCGCUCUGCCCCGGGGCCCCCGGCCCUGCUCCGGGCCCGGCCCUGGCUCCAGCCCACGUCCCGGCCGCGGCCUCGCAGUUCACCCUGCUGGUGAUGCACCCCUGUGGGGGGCAGGACGAGGCCGCGGCCGACGGCGUCCUGAGGCCAGCGCCGGCCCUGGGGUGCAGCGCGGGCGCGGGCAAGCCUGUGAGAUACCUGUGUGAAGCGGCAGGGGACGGCGAGGAGGAGGCAGGGGAGGACGAGGCCGACCUGCUGGACACCUCGGACCCCCCGGGGGGAGGCGAGAGCACCGCGAGCUUGGAGGACCUGGAGGAUGAGGAGACCCACUCCGGGGGCGAGGGCGGCAGCGGGGGAGCCCGGAGACGGGGCAGCGGUGGGGGCGGCAUGAGCAAGACCUGCACCUACGAGGGCUGCAGCGAAACCACGAGCCAGGUGGCCAAGCAGCGCAAGCCGUGGAUGUGCAAGAAGCACCGCAACAAGAUGUACAAAGACAAGUACAAAAAGAAGAAAAGCGACCAGGCUCUGAACUGCGGCGGGGCCGCCCCGGCUGGCAGCGUGGGAAACGUCAAACUGGAGGAAAGUGCAGAUAACAUACUCUCCAUUGUUAAACAAAGAACGGGAUCUUUUGGCGAUCGUCCUGCAAAACCUACUCUUUUAGAACAAGUGUUAAACCAAAAAAGACUGUCAUUACUAAGAAGUCCAGAAGUGGUGCAGUUUUUACAGAAACAACAACAACUAUUAAAUCAGCAAGUUUUGGAGCAAAGACAACAGCAGUUUCCAGGAACAUCGGUGUGAGGAAAUUUAUUAAGAAGAUCUACAUGAUUUUUUAUCUUAUUGUAGUAGAUGAACAUAUUUUUAUACUAAAGAUAAGUGGGGCAAGAUAUGCCAGUAGAACAUAAACAUUUUCCUGUAAAUGUAUGUGUGCAUUUGGGGAUAAAUAAGUAUUGCACUUUGUGCAUCUGGUCCUUUCAGAUCACCAUGAAUUUGAAGAAACCAGCGUGUCUUUCCAAAAUAAUAUUUAAUUACAAUGUAUUUUAAACAAAGUGUUCUUCAGUCAUUGUUACUGAAGGUAAUGAGGCAGUUACUUUCUGUGGAAGUCACAAAGUUCAUAGAUAUUAAUCUUGGAUCAUCUAGCUCAGUGGUUCUCAUCUUGGGACAGUUAGAAAUGUAUGGGUAUGUUUUUUAGUUGUCACAGUGACCGUGAAAACUGCUGGCUUUUAGUGAAUGGCCAGGAACGCUAAAUUUCUGCAGUUUCUAGAAUGGUCCCACACAACUGAGAAUUAUCUUACAAUAUCAGUAACAUUCCUAUUAAGAAACACUGGUAGCUACUUUGAUAAAAUGUAGUUGGGACACUUAGAACUGGGUUCGCAUAGUAACCUUUUCCUUGCAGCUAAGACUGGAGCUGUUGAAGAGGUAAGCAUACUUUACGUCUAUAGGGAAAGUUAAAUUGUUAAAUAUCUGUGAAAUGAGGGUGUGCAUCUCUUCAGAGAUGUGCUGGUAAAAUCCGAGAGCGGGCUUAACUGGGUACACCGGGAUGAAUGCAUCUCCUAUGUUGGCUUCUCUGCUUCACGUUACCUGUUAGUGUUGAUCACUUUUUAAGCAGACACCCUUGUGUGUUGAAUCUGUGAAUAGUAUAGUAUAUCUCAUCCCACCACUGCCAAGACAAAAUUAUUUUUUUAAUACUUAUUUCUUCUUCAAAAAGAGAUCCCAGAAAUAAACCCAACACUCCAGCAUUUUGUCAAUGUUUUUCGAAACUGAGCUGUUUUAAGACCAUGUUUUUCCUAAGUAAUGUUCAAAGAAUAAUGGGUAAUCUCUAUAGAUACUUUUGUCUUUUAUUUUCUCCUAGGAAAACUUUUAAAAGUCAAACCUACCAAUAAAAGUAACAAAGUAUUUCCAAUGUUAGGACAAUAAAUGUAUGUCUCAAAUUUAACUGCAAAAAUGUGUUAGUUUCUUGGUAGUUAAGUUCUGAAACACAUAUCAAGUUAAACUUAGUCACUACUGUUCUGAGAAAUAUUUAAGAAUCUUUUUGUUCAUUUUUUUAUGUGUUUUAUACCUUCAUAUGUGUGCAAAAACGCAUUUACCAAAAUUACUCAUUAAAGUCAAGUUGUUGAUCUUUCA